AUGACAAGAAUCACUUGGUUGGAUGGCCUACGAGGUCUAGCUGCUGCCAAUUCUGUCGUUCGACACGCGUUCUAUAUGGAGCCCAAAAGUGUGUUUGGAUUUCUGUUCCGCUCGUACUGGGCCGAGCCUCGUGAAGCAAAUCGCCAUUUAAUUGAGCUUCCACCAUUUCGACUCAUCUUUGCCUCAAGCUCAUGGGUCACCUGUUUCAUGGUCUUGUACGGAGUUGCAAUUUCAAUACCCAUCAUUCAAUCCCGGAAUCUCCCCGGCGACAAACAUGGAUCUUGGAUCAAGGUUGUGUCCUCGCAGGCAACUGGUCGAGUCUUCCGUCUCUAUCUGCCAGUUUUCUGCAUCUCUCUCCUAUCAAAUUUGUUGUUCUUUUGUGGUCUAGUAAUUCACCCACAAGCGAUCCAAAUGAUGAAGCGAGCCUGGGAUUUGCAGCCGCUGGAAGCACCCUGGGCGCACAUCAAAUUCUCGCUGUGGCAAUUGGUUCAUCUGACCACUUUUGUUCGAUACGAACUUGACAUCGCCAACACGCUGGAGCGAGAUGAUUUGGAGGGUGUUCUGAACCCACAAUUAUGGUCCAUUCCAGUUGAUUUUCGUGGCUCAUUGGCGGUUUACUUUUUGCUCUUUGUCACUGGAUUUUGGAGGCCGCUCCCCCGUCGCCUCUUUUUCACAGCAGUAGCUUUUUGGUGGUUUUUCCUCGGGCAGUGGGAUUUAUUCGCAUUCACGUCAGGCAUGUGCGUUGCGGAGCACCUCUAUGGAAACACCGAAGAAACAAAGGGUGCCAUACGCCUGUCCUCUGACUCUGAACCUUCCGACCGCUCUAUCGGGAGUACUGUCAACCAGAGCUGGAACAAAAUCCAAUCAUCGACCGCUUUCAAUUACCUAUGGAAACCUUCAGCCUUCAUUGGGGGUUUGUUUCUGAUGUCUUUACCAGAUGACGGACCCCUUGGCGCAGAGUAUCAUUUCCUACUUGACAUUCCAACCUCCCCAUGGUGGACGGUCACCGAAAUUUUCAACAGAUGUUGGACCGGACUCGGAGCAACUCUGGUGAUUAUCACUAUUGCAAAUACAAAAUGGCUGCAAUACCCACUCGACUCGCAACUAUUACAGUAUAUGGGCCGGAUAUCUUAUCCAGUCUAUGUAAUUCACUUUGCAGUUUAUUUUUCCUUCAAGUGGCCAUUGCAGAACUUGUUCUGGUACAUUGCCAGAGGGGAAGGGUAUCCUGGAUCUGAGGCGGCCUGUUUAAACAAAGGCGCGCUCACAUUCACCUGGGUUGGUUCGCUUCUUACCUGUAUCACCAUCAUGAUUAUCUUGGGAGAUCUAUUUGAGAAACAUGUUGAUGCGAUAGCCCGAUAUGCUGGGAAGUGGUUUGAGCAACAAGUCACUGAACAGCCGAAAUAA
Penicillium brevicompactum is the source of this 1404-nucleotide messenger RNA. RefSeq lists its product as uncharacterized. The transcript has a single exon. The coding region runs from base 1 to 1404 and encodes 467 amino acids. The record is from RefSeq and is a predicted model, not a curated record. NCBI's taxonomy places the organism in Eukaryota, Fungi, Ascomycota, Eurotiomycetes, Eurotiales, Aspergillaceae. Gene Ontology annotation, biological process: polysaccharide biosynthetic process. Gene Ontology annotation, cellular component: membrane. Gene Ontology annotation, molecular function: acyltransferase activity, transferring groups other than amino-acyl groups.